Messenger RNA from Coffea eugenioides, 935 nucleotides. RefSeq names its product probable WRKY transcription factor 27. Gene Ontology annotation, cellular component: nucleus. The record is from RefSeq and is a predicted model, not a curated record. Gene Ontology annotation, molecular function: DNA-binding transcription factor activity; transcription cis-regulatory region binding. The coding region runs from base 41 to 904 and encodes 287 amino acids. The transcript is spliced from 3 exons. NCBI's taxonomy places the organism in Eukaryota, Viridiplantae, Streptophyta, Magnoliopsida, Gentianales, Rubiaceae. Gene Ontology annotation, biological process: regulation of DNA-templated transcription.
UCUCCUUCUCAGUUUUCCUGGUCCUUUCGAGACUGCAGCCAUGUUAACCGAUGAAUUGCAAGAUCUUUACAAGCCAUUCUACACCGUUUCGCAUUCUUCACCUGCACAAAAUAGCCCAGUAGGCCCAACUACUCCUUCUGAUUCCGUUUCUGUCUGCAAAGAAACGAAAGAAGAACCUGAAGAAGUUCAUCAGCAGAAAGUAAAGGUUCACGGGGACCAACCUCCUGCUGCUACUGCAACCUCUACCUACAUGCCAAAAUACAAGAGAAGGAAGAAUCAGCAAAAAAGAGUUGUGCUCCAAUCAACAGCCAAAGAUCUCUCUUCUGAUAAGUGGGCUUGGCGCAAAUACGGGCAGAAACCAAUUAAAGGCUCUCCCUACCCAAGGAGCUACUAUAGGUGUAGCAGCUCAAAAGGAUGUAUAGCUAGGAAGCAAGUCGAACAAAGCUGCACGGAUCCGAGUAUAUUUGUCAUAACCUACACGGCGGAGCACAAUCAUAGCCAGCCAACCCGCAAGAAUGCUCUUGCUGGUACCGUCAGGCACAAGUUUUCUACUACAAAGACCCCUACCGGUAGCAACUCGAAAGCAGCCAAAAAAGGAAAUUCCGGGGGAUGUUCUCCAAACCCCGGUUUAGUUUUGUCCUCGCCAGAAACCCGUUUGCUUGCAGACGAAGAAGAAUCUCAGGAAAGAAAUAUAGAAAGAGAGAUCAAGGAUGAAAAUGAUGGGCAAAUAGUUGAUGUGAAGCCUGAUAACGGAGUUUUAAUCCCAGAAGUUAUGUUUGAUGAUGACUUCUUUUCGGGCAUAUGCGACUGGAAUGCAUUUAUGUCAGAAUUGGGUGAUGGCCGUCGUUUAGCCGAAACCGUUUCCUCUGACUCUGACCUUCUACAGCCAAUCAUACCAGUAUAAUUACUCUGUUGGGGAAAUCAGAUACUACUAU